AGCGUUCGGCCGCGUCUUGCAACAACCGGAAGUGCGCCGGAGAGCGUAGCUGGGGCACAAAGGAAGAGAAUGAUGUGAGAGGGGGCGAUGUGAGAAUUGAGGGGGCCAGGUAAUUGUUGGAGGAUGCAGGCUGAGGACAGAUGGCUGUUGAUACAAAGAAGGUAUAAUGACUUGGAAAAGGCCUCAUUGGUGGCUGAAGUGCUGUCUGUGGCUGCAUGAUGGAAGGGAACGAGACCACAAACAUGGGCAGUAAAUCCGUUGGAUGGCUUCCGAAGCAAGAUAAAAAUGUGGAACCGUGGUUGUGGAAGCUCUCAAACUGCUUCUCUACACUUGGUCACUCUUUACCUUCUACUGGUGGAAACCCGAAAGAUUACAUGGAGCAUCCAAAACCAAAAGUGGAACUAAAGGAUGUUCCUCCUCCCCCACCCCCAAUUAAGCCUUGUAAAAAUAUUUUCCCAACAGUACCCCUUUCUAAGAUCCAACCACCAAAACUACCAGAUGCUCAACAUCAAACAGGCCCAAAAGUAAGCUGCUGUGUGCUGUGUUCCAGUGGCACCUCUUGUGCACCUGAUAUUCGGUGCAGUGGUGGUGGAUUUAUUCAUCCCAACACAAUCUUGGACACCAGUACAGUUACCUGCCAGGUAGCCCCAGGGCUGCCGUUUGCACCUGAAAGUCCUUUUAAAAAAACUUCAAAUACAAGCACUUUUGUCCCUCACCCAGCUGGUUUCUCCAAUCUUUGUUUGGAAAACCGCCUGUCACCAUGCCAGUGCCAUUCUCAGCCAGCACGUUGCUAUUCUACACUUCAUUUGAAUCCUUUUCACGGGGACCACCCCAAACUUCAGCUUCCUGCACUUGGCACAUCUCCUAGCUACUUCACCAGUGGGCUGUCUCAGCACCUAGAAAACAGUCUAGCACAGUCUGAGUACCUGUCACAUUUCUGCACAAGUUCUCUCCAUCUAAACCCACCCUCUGUCUUUCUCAAAGGCCCUCACUUCUGUGAUGUCUGCUUGGAAGAGCCAACUAGCAAUAAAGUCACUGAUUCACAUAAGAUUUGGCCACAUAUCCCUCCACCAAACACGAAGAGUGCUCCCAUCCCUAUAUGCAAUGGCUGUGGAACACAAGAGACCGUGAAGGAGGCUGCCCUCUUACUUGCAAAGAAUCUCUGUAAAGCAUCACAGAAAUAUGGUUCCCCCGAUAUGACUACAGCUCAGGUGCAGGAAAAUCUUCCCCCUAUAGGUGUGUUUUGGGACAUUGAAAAUUGCUCUGUACCCAGUGGGCGUUCCGCAGUGACAGUAGUCAAGCGAAUCCGAGAGAGGUUGUUCAAAGGCCACAGAGAGGCAGAAUUCAUUUGUGUUUGUGACAUCAGUAAGGAAAACAAAGAAGUUAUUGAGGAACUUAAUAAUUGUCAGGUAACUGUUGCUCACAUUAAUGCUACAGCAAAAAAUGCUGCAGAUGACAAACUCCGACAGAGUCUGAGAAGGUUUGCAGACACACACACUUCUCCUGCCACUGUUGUUCUGGUUUCAACUGAUGUCAAUUUUGCUCUGGAACUCAGUGACCUGAGACACAGGCACAGUUUCCAUAUCAUACUAGUUCACAAGAACCAGGCAUCUGAAGCACUUCUUCAUCAUGCACAUGAGCUUAUCCGCUUUGAAGAAUUUAUUUCAGAUCUUCCUCCUAGGUUACUCAUUAAAAUGCAGCAUUGCCAAACACUUCUAUAUGCAUAUAAUUUGCCAACAAACAGAGAUGCAAAGAGUAUAAGCAACCGUCUCCGUCGUUUGUCAGAUAACUGUGGAGGAAAAGUUAUGAGCAUAUCUGGCACCAGUGCAAUCCUCCGUUUUGCAAACCAAGAGAGUGCUGAACGAGCCCAGAAACGCAUGGAGAAUGAGGAUGUUUUCGGCAACAGGAUUACAGUGUCUUUCACUCCUAGAAACAAGGAGGUCACUGAAGCAAAGAACAGCUCUGUCAGUACCGAGAAAGCAAAAUCUCCUAAAAAAGUGAACAAGAACACCAAAUUGUGCCUCGCCAUCAAAGAUCAACAUGACCCUCCAUCUAACACCAAAGCUGCUUCCAAGUCUGCAUGUGGGGCCGUCAGCAAAAACUCAAAUGUUAAGAGUUUGAAGGAGCUUUGCCAGAUGCAAUCCAAGUCAAAUAAAAACUGCCAGCAGGAGAAAGACAAGAAAAGAAAUGGAGACAAGCAAGAUACUUUAUCCCAAAGCAACUCUCUCUGUCCAAGCCAGGUGCCUCAAACAGCUAAAAAUGUUGGAACAGACUACACCGCUUUUAAAAGCUUUCAGAAGAGGGAUGACCCAACAUGCAAAAGCAAUGCAGAUUCCUCAAAAGAGCAAAAAAACAAAGACGACGUUGCAUUUCAAAUAAGUAACCCAUCUGCCUUCAGCAAAUUAACAGACUCAAGGCAACCCAGUCCUUUUUGUUCAUCACAGAGUGGCUGGUCAUCAAGGAGUUUGUCUCCAAGCCUUUCAAACUGCUCUUCACCUAUAACUGCUAAUCAGACUGGUGCUGCAGAAAAUUCUGUUGACCCUUUUGCAAAUGGUGCUGACAUUCAGAUUGGAAAUCUGGACUAUCGAAUGUCCAGAAAAGAACUCCAGCAAACCUUGCAUGACAUAUUUUCCAGGCAUGGAAAGAUAAAGAAUGUUGAGCUCAGUCCCCAUACUGACUAUCAACUGAAAGCCACUGUUCAGAUGGAAAACCUCCAGGAAGCCAUCUGUGCAGUUAAUAGUCUACACAGAUACAAAAUUGGGAGUAAGAGAAUCCAAGUGUCUCUGGCAACAGGAGCAACAAAUAAAUCUCUUUCUCUGUUAAGCUUUGGAACAGUUUCUAUCCUCCAAGAUGCUCCAGCAUGUUGUCUCCCUUUGUUUAAGUUUACAGAAAUCUAUGAAAAAAAGUUUGGACACAAGCUAAUUGUGUCAGAUUUAUACAGAUUAACCGACACGGUUACUAUACGUGACCAAGGAAAUGGGCGACUAGUUUGUCUGCUGCCCAGUGUUCAAGCAAGACAAAGUCCAUUGGGAUCAUCUCAUUCACAUGAUGGCUCCUCUGCAAACUGCAGUCCUGUUGUAUUUGAAGAUCUUGAAUAUCAUGAGCCUAUAUGUAGACAGCACUGCUUUAAUAAGAAAUUCAGUGGUCAUGAUUUUGAUCCGGACUCCUACAUAAUUCCUUUUGUGAUAGUCUCUCUGAAGACUUUUGCUCCCCAAGUUCAUAGUCUCUUGCAGACUCACGAGGGAACGGUUCCAUUGUUGAGUUUCCCUGACUGCUAUGCUGCAGAGUUCAGUGCAUUAGAAGAAGUGCAGGAAGGACAAGGAGGAGUCCCUUUAGAGCACCUGAUAACUUGUAUUCCUGGGGUUAACAUUGCAACUGCUCAAAAUGGAAUAAAGGUUGUCAAGUGGAUACACAACAAGCCACCCCCUCCAAAUUCUGAUCCUUGGUUAUUAAGGUCCAAGAGCCCUGUCGGUAACCCACAGUUGAUUCAAUUCAGCAGAGAAGUGAUUGAUUUGUUGAAGAAUCAACCAUCAUGUAUUAUGCAAGUCGCUAAAUUUAUCCCAACAUAUCACCAUCACUUUGCAAAGCAGUGCCGUGUGUCUGAUUAUGGAUACUCCAAGCUUUUGGAGCUGCUGGAGGCUGUGCCUCAUGUUCUGCAGAUUCUUGGCAUGGGUUCGAAACGCUUAUUAACCCUAACUCACAGGGCCCAAGUAAAACGCUUUACUCAAGAUCUCCUAAAGCUUCUUAAGUCUCAGUCCAGCAAGCAAGUCAUUGCAAGAGAAUUCUCACACGCUUACCACUGGUGUUUCUCAAGAGACUGGGAUGUAUGCAAAUAUGGUGUAUGUGAUCUGGUUGACAUUGUAUCAGAAAUACCUGAUACCACAAUAUGUGUUUUGCAGCAAGACAAUGAGAGUGUAAUCUCUAUUCCAAAGCGAGAACGUACGCCUGAAGAGGUUGAAAGGACAAAGCAAUUUUCCAAGGAAGUUGUUGACUUGCUUCGACAUCAGCCCCAUUUCAGAAUGCCUUUUAAUAAAUUUAUUCCAUCCUAUCACCACCACUUUGGUCGUCAGUGCAAACUCACUUAUUAUGGGUUUACCAAACUGCUUGACCUCUUUGAAGCCAUACCAGAUGUUUUGCAAGUCUUAGAGUGUGGUGAGGAAAAGAUUUUGGCUUUGACAGAAAUGGAGCGUAUUAAAGCCUUAGCAUCCCAGCUUGUUAAACUUCUGCGUUCUCAAAAAGACUCCUCCAUUAUUAUGCCUGACUUGCUUACUGAAUAUAGCAAGACAUUUGGUUACAGUCUGAGGCUCCACGACUAUGAUGUCAGCUCUGUGCCUGCACUGAUGCAAAAACUCUGCCAUGUUGUUAAGAUUAUGGAUACAGCCUCGGGAAAACAGAUUCAGCUGAUAAACAGGAAGUCCUUGCGUUCGUUAACUGCCCAGCUUUUGAUACUGCUAAUGUCUUGGGAUGAAUCUUCAUUCCUCACUGUUGAGCAGCUCUGUCAAGUCUAUCAAACUGUCCAUGGCAUUCCUCUUAAUCCAUGUGAAUAUGGGUUUGUGUCCUUGACAGAACUUAUGAAAAGCCUUCCGUAUUUGGUUGAGGUACAUGCAAACGAUUUGUGUGAAGAUACCGUGCAGUUAACCUCCUUGUAUGUAUUCGCAAAGAAUGUUCGUUCUUUGCUGCACACUUAUCACUAUCAACAAAUUUUUUUGCACGAGUUCCCCACUGCAUAUAGCAAAUAUGUUGGAGAAGUGCUUCAGCCGAAACAGUAUGGCUACAGUAGUCUAGAGGAGAUUUUGGGAGCCAUCCCUCAGGUUGUUUGGAUCAAAGGACAUGGACACAAGAGGAUUGUAGUGCUGAAGAAUGAUAUGAAGGCCUGUAACCAAACGGACAAAGAGCUCCUUUGUCUCACUUCUCCUGUGGAUCUAUUGUGUGGCCCUGUUCCUUCCUGCCUCCCAUCUCCUCAACUGCACCCGGAUCCAGUAUUCGCACAGUCGGCAGACCUCAUCCAGUUUGAAGAACAUUUUCAUCUCUCGGAUCUGGUGCAUACCGAAGAAACCCAAUACAAACCUCUGUGUAAUGGGACACAGACGUGUCACUUCCCUACUUCUGCCGAUGUUGAGAAGUCUUCUGAGCCUUCCACCCAGAAUAUUGGCCCACAAGAGUCCACCAAGGAAUUGCCAGAAAGCCCAGUUAAGAGGCAGCACAGAAAUAGAGUGAAACUGGCAGCAAACUUUUCAUUUGCACCUGUAACCAAACUUUAAUUUUUUUUUUUUUUUGAGUUUUGACAUGGAGUCCUGAACAGCAAGGGCACACAGAGUAUUGGUUCCAAAAAAAAAAAGCAUUGCUUCUUUUGAAAUAAUGCCCCCAUGCUUCCCAUGGGCCUAUAUCUCAACAUUAAGAUGCUAAUUCAAAAGCAUUUGUUUUUGUAAUAUCAAGAAAUAAUUCGAUAAUGCCUUUUUUUUUUUACAGGUUUCAGCAAAUGUUUAGCAGUUAAAAAAUGCAGCUAUCCGAUGAAUUUGACUUUUAUUUCCUGCAGGCCUCAUCAGUGUUGUAAUCUUAUUUGUUUAUUGAGCUCUUGUCAGACAAGGUUACCCUGAAGCAUGGUUUGUCUGUGUAGCAUGCCACAUACGUCUGUCCCUUACAGUGUCUCCCCUAUUUUAGGAUUUCUGAAGACAAUCCCGUAUUCUUUAGGUCCAACUUAUUUGAGGCAAUAUUUUGAAUUCAAAAUUUUACUGUGGCACGAAGGGUUGAAUAUUAUGAUGCCGUUUUGAAAAUGGUACAGCCUUUGCUUGUGCAAGUGUAAAGGUUUUUACUUUAGGGCUAUUUCAGGUGACUUGUAAGGUCCAUGCCGUGCACUUUUUUCGUCUAUACAGAUCUGUGUCUGGGAAUUUCAUUUUUACCCAGUUUUAAUGUAUUAAAGAAACAUAUUAUUUUUGCACUGAAGAUCUGUUAAGACUUGAGUAAUGGCGCUGCUUCCUGGAUAAUUUACACCAGUUUAAACUAUGGUUGUGUUCAAACGUAUAAAAAAAAACGUAUAUUUUGAAUUUGGCACUUGAGCAAAAAAAAAAUUGACUGUCUUGGAGAGUAGAACACUUCACACAAAGGAAAGUUUUCCUGUUUACAGUAAUAUGCAUCAAAAUGCAUAAAUCACGGAUACCGGAGCCAUAUAGUCAUUGUAGUGGUAUUCGCAUAAGCAGAUGCCAUUUCCAGUGAAAAGGAAGUGUUAUCUACGAGUGGAAAAGCCAAGGUUGUUCCCUUUAACCUUGACCUUUUUUAAAAAUGCUUAGCAAAUGGACAAAGGUAGCUGGUGGGAUGGCAUAUUGUCUUUUAACGGUCUGGUUUUUAUUGGAAGCAUCCCUUUGGGUUUUUUUGAAAAAGAAAUUGUCGGUUUUGGAGUUAAGUCUGGCUUUUGGGAAAAGGCCACACAUGACGCCAGGAAAAACCAGUGGGAUUGCCUGUUUGACUGAUUUUUUGGUGUUAUAGGACAGAAGGCCACCUACUCCUUCUGAAUUUACCUGACAUUUACAAUGGAUUGUAUUAGUCAGGCAAGUGAUGGUUUCUUGUAGAACUUUCUUAGAAAGGGUUCUAUAUUUGUGUUGUGUUUUUGGGUUCUUUGCAAUAUGCUAGAAAGACAGAAGAUGGGACUCCGAUUCCUAAGCCAUUUCAAUUAAAUGCUUUAACUUAAUGGCUUUUUGAAUUUAUUUUACCUCUUGGAUUUCACACAAGGAAGGAUCUUUUAAAACAUGGCCUCUUUAGCCUGAUAACGUUGUAACGACUGUGUAGACACAGGACAAAUUCAGGAGAGAGUUCUUUCUGCACAUACAUACAGUCUCACAAAAGCAUUACCUCUAUGGACAUGGUGUAGGUUUCAGAGCAAUUUGUUUUAGACUGCUUUUUAAAACUUAAUUGAAAAUAAAACACCUUUGUAACCUUAUGCUAAGAUUUUUUUCUGUUAGGAGAGUCAUCACGUAAGUGUAAAAUGCAAUUUUUUUUCUUUUUUUUUUUGUAUUGCAAGUACCUACAGGUCACCUGAAAUACUUCUUGUUCUCCAAAGUGGCAAAAACAACUCUUCAGCAUGGAGGUUAUACUUGUAAUGGUCAACGUAGAUUUUACUUUUUGUCCUCCCAGAAUCAUUUUGUAACCAGCUCAAGCUUUGUUCUAUAUGGAUGUUGGCAAAUGUUCUACAAAAAUGUGCUUAAAGAUCGUUGCGGUUUUUUUUUAAAACUGAUGAACUGAAGAAUUAUGAGGCUAUUUAAAACUUUAUUUGGAAAAAAAAACAUAACUUUAGUUUGUAACUAGAAUAAAAUUUAAAAAGUUAAUGCACACCAACCCUUUUGGAGGCUUUUGAAGUUGUCGGGGCUUAAAAAAUUAUGCACUGUUCUUUUCUUGUUCAUUUAUAGUCUCAAGUGUGUUGGGACCAAAUUGUGUGUCAAUAAAAAUUGCAAGCAUC
This is a messenger RNA of Xenopus laevis (African clawed frog), 7450 nucleotides long. It is a transcript of the gene marf1.L, whose product is annotated as meiosis regulator and mRNA stability factor 1 L homeolog. The record is from RefSeq and is a predicted model, not a curated record. Gene Ontology annotation, molecular function: RNA nuclease activity; nucleic acid binding; CCR4-NOT complex binding. Gene Ontology annotation, cellular component: cytoplasm; peroxisome. The coding region runs from base 216 to 5261 and encodes 1681 amino acids. Gene Ontology annotation, biological process: regulation of gene expression. NCBI's taxonomy places the organism in Eukaryota, Metazoa, Chordata, Amphibia, Anura, Pipidae. The transcript has 27 exons.